UCUGUAACCUUCCUGUUGAGCAGGCCAUGGCCUUUAUGCCGACUACUCCAUCAGUUUCUCCUAUACUUGAGAAUUUAACAUACAUUACAGAAGAAACUCCAAUUAGUCCACCACCAUUUGGAGGCUCUCCUUUUGGUGGAUAUCCAUCUCUGCAACAGUGGAACGAAUCUUUUGAUAUAAAAAAGUCCAUGAGUGUACACUGUGGGAUUAAUGAUGUUGAUAUUCUUGAAAUGGAGGAAUGCCGUGGAAUAGUUGUUGCAUCAGCUGUAUUUGGAAACUAUGACAUAAUACAACAGCCAAGAAAUAUUAAUGAGGCUGCAAAGAGAAAUGCUUGCUUUUAUAUGUUUGUGGAUGAAGAGAUGGAAGCAUAUAUAAAGAAUUCUAGUGCACUUGACAGCACUAACAGGGUGGGACUAUGGAGAGUUGUUGACGAUUCUCCAUGUGUGAGAUCUGUGGCUGCUUUGUCAAUUUCAGUUUUGAAACUUCUGCUGAAAGGUGUGUUUUAGAAUCUAAAGGUCAUAUAGUGAGUGAACACAUCUACAACUAUGAAGGUAUGCUUUAGAAUCUAAAGGUUAUAUAUAGUGUUAAAAACUAGUGGAUGGCUUGGAAAAUUCAGAGAAGUUAUAUUAAAUUCAGAUUUGAUAGUAUAAUACACCCAAAGUUUUUGUAGUUAUGGCUGCAUCUCUCCUUGCAGUUAAUUUCUGAGUGCAAGAGCUAACUGAUUGUUAACCAGGUAUGAUUGCCCAGACCAUGUGAAUCCUGCAGAAUAUUUGGCCGAUCUCAUAUCAGUUGACUAUAGUUCUGCUGAAAGUGUCUAUUCUUCUCAAAAGAGGAUUGAUGACCUUGUUGAGGCAUUCUCACAGAACACAUCAAAUAUUCUAUAUGCAAGUCCAAUUACCAAAAAUGAGGCCUUGAAGAUCCCAACAAAGUUUGGCAGGAAAUCCCAACAAAGAGGAUUGAUGGCCAAU
Magnolia sinica is the source of this 968-nucleotide messenger RNA. RefSeq names its product probable hexosyltransferase MUCI70. The transcript has 3 exons. Lineage: Eukaryota; Viridiplantae; Streptophyta; Magnoliopsida; Magnoliales; Magnoliaceae. The record is from RefSeq and is a predicted model, not a curated record. The coding region runs from base 27 to 506 and encodes 159 amino acids.